AACGUAGUUUCGUCUCUACCACAAUCUUUCACUACCGCUUCACUCUUUUAGCGGGCAUUCGCUUUUACACCAGACACUAUCGUCGAUUAAUAUACCAGGAAAAAAAAAACACCCCCCAAGGGCAACUCUAAUUCACCAUGAAGGGAUCCAUCCUCGCUGUCGCAGCCGCCAUCGGCGGUGUCAGCGCCGCUGCUCACCGUCACGCUCAAGCUCACGGUCAGCUGUUCAAGAGAGGCGUCGACCAGGCCUCUGUCUGUGUCCCCGGCUGCACCACCAUCUACACCACCAUUUACGGCGAGCCUACGCUGGUUCCUAACAAGCCCAGCAGCGCGCCCGCCGUCGUCCCCUCGGCGCCCGCGACAACUGAAGCCCCGCCGAAGCCCACGUCCACUCAGAAGCCCUCCGUGGAUGUGCCGACCCCCGUGCCUGAGGUCUGCCCGACCCCGGGUACCUACACCUUCCCGGCCACCACCAUCACCGUCAGCCAGACCACCACCGUCUGCGCUCCUGAGACCACCAAGGUCCCUGCCGGCACCCACACCAUCGGCGGUGUCACCACCGUUGUCGUGAAUGCCACCACCGUCGUGUGCCCCUACGCCACCGCAAAGACAUCCAACGGCGUCGUGACCAGCGUCGUCGAGACCACCACCUACGUGUGCCCUACCCCCGGCACCUACACUAUCGCCCCGACGACCACCACUGUCACUGCCCCGGCCAACAUCGUUUACCCCGUUGUGACUACGGUCACCCCUGGUAUCUACGUCCGCCCGCCCAUUGUUACCACCAUUACCGAGACCAGCGUCGUUGUUGUUUGCCCCUUCACCAGCCAAGAGCCUGUCCCCGCGACCUCCUCCGCCGUCGUCGUCCCUGCUCCCGUUCCCACGACUUCCGCCGUCGUUGUUCCGGCUCCCGUCCCCACGACCUCCGCCGUCGUUGUUCCGGCCCCCGUCCCCACGACCUCCGCUAUCCCGGCCCCGGUUCCUACCACCACGGCUAAGGCCUCUUCCUCCGCGCCCGCCCCGUCGUCUUCCGCUCCCGCCACCGGCGGUGGCCUCGGCGGCAACAACGGUGACCACUGGGCCAUCACCUACACUCCCUACUCUGAGGACGCCUCCGGAUCCUGCAAGUCUGCCGAUCAGGUCGACUCGGACAUCGCCCUCAUCAAGAAGUCUGGCUUCAGCACCAUCCGUAUCUACUCCACCGACUGCAGCACUCUUGAGAACGUCGGCGCUGCCUGCGAGAAGUACGGCCUCAAGAUGAUCAUUGGCAUCUUCGUCAAGGAUUCGUGCGACCCCCAGUCGGCCGACAUCAAGUCCCAGGUCGACGCCAUCGCCAGCUGGAAGAGGUGGGACAUGGUCGAGCUCGUCGUUGUGGGUAACGAGUGCAUCUUCCAGGGCCGCUGCAGCGCCUCCUCCCUGAAGCAGCUCAUCAUCGCCACCAAGGCCACCAUCACCGCCGCCGGCUACUCUGGUCCCUACACCACCGCCGAGACCGUCGGUGUCUGGCAGCAGACCGAUGUCGCGUCUGAGAUCUGCGACGUCGUCGACAUCGUCGGUGGCCAGAUCCACCCCUACUUCAACGCUCAGACCGCCGCCACCGACGCCGGUACCUUCGUCCAGGGCCAGAUCGAGCUCCUCGAGAGCUCCAGCAUCUGUGGCAGCAAGCCCGCCCUGAACCUCGAGUGCGGAUGGCCCUCUAGCGGUAGCUGCAACGGUGUCGCCUGCCCCGGUACCUCCGAGCAGGCCACCGCCAUCGUCUCCAUCAAGGAGCACGCCGGUAACAAGACCGUCUUCUUCUCCUUCCACAACGACUUGUGGAAGGCCCCUGGUGCCUGCGGCUGCGAGCAGUCCUGGGGCUGCGGUCAGCUCUUCUUCUCCUAAGUGGGAUGGCGGACGACUGACAGGACGGAAUCACGAUCAAAAAACACUCACCCGACGUUUGGACACGACAAAAGAUACCUUCCCCGGGAAACCCCCGACGUUGAGGCUCCGAGAGAAAGUAACCAACGGUGUAUCAUGAAAGAACGAAAAAGAAAGGCAUGUCCCACACCACACACGCCCUCGACGGAAUCGAUCCCCUUUACGUUUCAUCCAAAGUGCGAACAACGACAAUUUCCGGAUACCCCUCGGCCCA
Molecule: messenger RNA, 2133 nt
Organism: Colletotrichum navitas
Lineage: Eukaryota; Fungi; Ascomycota; Sordariomycetes; Glomerellales; Glomerellaceae
Product: glycoside hydrolase superfamily
Exons: 2
Coding region: 138-1880 (580 amino acids)
Biological process (GO): cell wall organization
Cellular component (GO): fungal-type cell wall; extracellular region; cell surface
Molecular function (GO): glucan endo-1,3-beta-D-glucosidase activity
Source: RefSeq, a predicted model, not a curated record